Messenger RNA from Panonychus citri (citrus red mite), 1737 nucleotides. Its product is annotated as E3 SUMO-protein ligase ZBED1-like. Bases 1 to 1737 code for a protein of 578 amino acids. Gene Ontology annotation, molecular function: DNA binding; protein dimerization activity. The transcript is spliced from 2 exons. NCBI's taxonomy places the organism in Eukaryota, Metazoa, Arthropoda, Arachnida, Trombidiformes, Tetranychidae. The record is from RefSeq and is a predicted model, not a curated record.
AUGUCUAAACGUAGUAAAGUGUGGGACCAUUUCACCGACAAUGGGAAUCAAGAGCCAACUUGUAAACUGUGUAGCAAAUUAGUGAAAUCGGCUGGUAAUACUUCUAACCUGAGGAAGCAUCUAAAGACCAACCAUAAAAGUAUUUACUCUAGUGAAUUUGCUAAUUUUGAUGAGAACGAAGACCAGAAUGGGAACCAAAGAAUUGAUACCUUUAUAUCAAAGGUCCAGUCAAUGAAAGGUGGUGAUUUGUCGAAAGCAAUUGAUGAGCAAAUCGCUUGGUGGGUCAUUUGGAAUUCACUUCCUUUCAGGAUAGUUGAACACCGUGGUUUCAGGGAUUUCAUUCGCUCUCUCAGUAAAAAUUACAACCCACCAAGAAGAGACAAAUUGAAGAAGAUCAUUAAUGAUCUUUACACAGCUAAAAGCAACCAAGUUAAAUUGUAUCUUGCUGAUGUUAAAUGGUAUUCUCUCACAUCAGAUGGAUGGAAGGAUACGAGUAACCAGAUAACAUACAUUGGUGUUACUCUUCAUUACAUUGACAACUACGAGCUGUUUAGUAUCUGCUUAAAAGCUAAUCACUUUCAAGGUGAUGCAACAGCAGAAAGAAUACAGUCGUCGAUUGAGGAAUCAUGUAAUGAGUUUGGUGUUAACAUGUCCAGUAUUGUAUCUAUUACAACUGAUGGUGCAAGUAACUAUUCAAAAGCUGGUCGUAAUAUUGCAUCACACAUUCACUGUGUCGCUCAUAGACUGAAUCUAGUCGUAGAAGAUUCAUUGGAGAAUAGCUUGCAACUUUCACAUUUAAUCGAGAAGUUACGUAACAUUGUUACAUCAUUCAAGCAAAGCAGUAAGUUGAUGGAUGAUCUUAAUGCUUUUCAGUCAUCCAAUGGGGAAAAGCAAUAUAAGCUUAUUCAAGAUGUAACAACGCGAUGGAACUCAACCUACCUGAUGAUCCAACGUUACCUAAUAUUGCAGAAAGACAUUUCUUACGUUCUCCUGAAACAUGAUAAAAGAGAAAUCGAUGUAGAUUCAGAUGAUGUAAGAAGUUUGCAUAACAUCUCUAAGGUUCUUCAACCUUUCUAUGAUGUAACCUUAGAUAUUUCGGGAGAAAAUUACGUAACUGUAUCAAGGAUAAUACCUCUCAUCAGUAGUGUUAAGGUUAUGUUGCAAACCAUUAGACCUGAUGAUAGCGUUUCAUCAUCUUUACUCAGAAAGUUGAUUACCGAAUUAGAUUAUCGGUUUGGUAAUAUUGAAAAAAACCAUUUGUUUUCUUUUGCAACGCUAUUGGAUCCUCGUUUCAAAAAAUUAGCUUUUACUUCGCCAUCAGACUGUGGUGCAGCUGUAACAGCAUUAAGCAAUAUGUUAUCCAAUGUCCCUUUGACGCAACCAUUUCCUGAUUGUGAGACGAACUCGGAAGCCAAAAUAUGGGAAUCGUUCGACAGAAAAGCAAAGAGUCUUUCCAAUCCAGCAGGAGGAUUACACAGUGGGUUGAAACAUUAUCUUGAAUCGGAUGUAAUCCCCCGCUCUGAUAAUCCUUUGGUUUAUUGGAAAAACAAUAAGUCGAAUUGGCAUCAAUUGCAUAAUUUAGCAAUCAAGUACCUUUCUGUCCAAGCAACAUCUGUGCCUUGCGAGAGAUUAUUCUCUAAAACCGGUUCAAUUAUCACUGAUAAACGUAACAAAAUCAAGCCAAAGAAUGUAAACAUGUUAUCCUUUUUAGAAUCUCUGCCUAACAAUUUGAUAUAA